AUUACAUGCACUGCUGAAGCACGAUACACGACAUCAAAUGCCGAAUGGUGCUCGUCUGUGAAAAGCAAUGUUGUAAUUCCUUCAAUAAAGUGCCCACCCGUAAAUGGUACAAUUACAGUCAUAGAAGGAGGAGAGGAACGGUUCCUUCAGAUACAAGUGACAGUUCCGCCAUCUCUACUCUGUAGACCAGAAGAUAACGGACAAUGUAGGGUCGAGGUUUCAACUACAAUCACAUCAGAGCUUACAGAUCUAAGAUGUUCUGUGAAAGAAAUUAUACCUCAAGCAGUUCUAGGUGUGUCUACUGUUGGACAGAGUGGAUCGCUAUCUUGUGGUGUAGCAAUUACUUCAGGCAACUGGAAUAGUAAUAUAACCAUCCCUAUCAAGGCAACAAUUGAGGGCAUUAAAGAUGGCGACCGCCACAGAAAACUCAAAAUUGCUGUCAGAAUAAUUGGCCAGGUCAUACCAACAACAACAGUUGAGACCUGUGGAGACAUUGAUUUAGUAGUUAUAGACAGAGGCGAUGGGGCCACCUGUUCUUCAGUCAAUGAUCCACACAUGAAGACAUUUGAUGACACUCACUAUAACAACUUCCUAACUGGAGAGUUUGUAUUGUACAAACACAAAAUCUUGCCAUAUGAGGUACGUGCAUUGUAUGAGCCUUGCAACCCCAAGCAGCCAAAGGGUGCAACGUGUAACUGUGGGGCUGCAGUCAGAUCAGGAGAUGAUGUGAUCACCUUUGAUACAUGUAACACAAGGCAGAACAAGAUUAUAACAACAGGGAAAAGUGUCAUCACUGUAGACAUGUACAAGAAUGGAGAGCUUACGCCCGGAACUAGAGUCUUAACCCACUGCACUUGUAGUCAGAAGUAUGAGGUAAUUUUACCAACAGGAGCAACAGUCGUCAUUACUGGCAGUGUCAAGCCAUUCCUGAAUAUCAACAUACAGGCAUCUUCUACUGACUUUGAGAGUACUGAAGGUUUGUGUGGUCUCUUCAAUAACAAGGGUUCAGACGAUCUUAAUGGAUACACUGUCAAGAAUCCAAAUGAAUUCAACAAACAGUGGCUACGUAAUGUAACAAUAUUCAAAGGUGUCCCAGCAUUGACAACUCCUGUUCCUGCAAGACCCACUUUCUGUUCCUGUCAAAGUGGACAGCAGCCAGUCUGUCAACCUGGGCUUGAUGUUUACAGAUGUCCGAGUGGAGUUACAUCAGGGACGGAUAUAACAGCAACGCUGGUCAGCCAAGCAAAAACCCCAGCAGGUCAAGUCAGAACUCUUGUAAACCAAGUUCCCAGCAGAGGUAGAAGAGCAGUGGAUACGACAAAUGUCCAGAAUCCAGCUGUCCUCAAUGAUGAAAAUGUGUUUACAGAAGAAACUGCACUACAAUAUUGUCAGAACUAUAUAGAAAAUAGCCCAGUCAUUCAACAUUGUCUGAACCAUCUUCGAGACGAUGCUCUGAACGAAAGUAUUUAUAACUGUGCUGAAGAUCUGGUGGCUCUAAACGAAACAGAGUGGGCAACUGCGCAUGUUGACGACCUUAUUCUAGAAUGCUUAGCAGAUGUUCAGGCUAAUGCUACAACAUGGGAGAACAAUGAGAAUAUUGAUGGUCCCAAUGUCCCAGCUUAUAUCACCAAAUCUUUGUGUACACAAAACUGCAGCGAACAUGGUUCUUGUGAAAACAGUAUUUGUAAGUGUCAUGAUGGCUGGAUUGGUGACACCUGCCAGAUUGGAUCAACAACUACACCAACAGUACUACCAGCCACAGAAACGUGUGAUUUGAGUGCAUCUUCUUGUAACAGAAUAUUAGUUGAGGGAAAUAACUUUGUUCCCACUGGCAAUCUCACCUGCAACAUUAGAUAUAUUACAAUUGGUGAAAAAGUUUCUGAAACAGCAGAGGUAUACACAGUUCCUGCAAGCUAUAUCAGCAUGAUACAAGUUGUCUGCCCAGAGAAUACUCCACCAUCCUUACCAAGUCGCAGUGCCAUAGUUACUGUUAGCAACAAUGGUGUACAAUACAGUGGCAACAGCCACAUUCAUGUUGUCCAGAAGUCAACAUGUCAGGCUUGCACUGUGGCAGAGAAUAUUAAUGGUGUUUCCUGCACUUGGAAGCCUGGCUCCUGUGUUAUAGACAAUCAGUGUUAUGCUCGCUAUGAACCAUUCGGGGGUGAUGCCUGCUAUAGAUGUGAUCCGGAUGUCAGUAUUCAGAGAUGGACUAAAGUAAAAGACCCGAACUGUACCAAUGCUGAAGCGGAAUUUAAACAAGCUGACGACUCAUCAGCUGUUAACACAACCAUCAUAGUUCUGGGUGUGGUAUGUGGAAUACUGGCCUUGGCAACUGUGGCAAUCAUCGUGUUUAUAGUUAGGUCUAAAAUGAGAAGAGGCUUAAAAUUGCAAGGUCUUUGGGAAGGAGAAAGUUCUGACAUCUUUCACCGUCGAACAAUAGCUUCAAGUGCUGAUGUUUCAGGACAGUCAGAUGCAGCCCGCAUAAAUGCCUUCUACAAUCCAGCAUUGGCUAGCACUAGCCGGGUAGAUCCCACAAUAGACUGA
Candidula unifasciata is the source of this 2544-nucleotide messenger RNA. The record is from the annotation of a GenBank genome assembly. NCBI's taxonomy places the organism in Eukaryota, Metazoa, Mollusca, Gastropoda, Stylommatophora, Geomitridae.